This is a messenger RNA of Opisthorchis viverrini, 1230 nucleotides long. RefSeq lists its product as hypothetical. The transcript has 5 exons. NCBI's taxonomy places the organism in Eukaryota, Metazoa, Platyhelminthes, Trematoda, Opisthorchiida, Opisthorchiidae. Bases 1 to 1230 code for a protein of 409 amino acids. The record is from RefSeq and is a predicted model, not a curated record.
AUGAGCUCUAAUAAGAGCGAAACUCAAGCCCAGUGCUUCCCCCGUUUGGUGUGGACUCACCGGAAUAAUUACGCCAGAACAGGAAGACAGCCGUUCAAACGAGAUUGUUUGUUUAUUAUUUACUUUUGUUUCCAACCCCAGCAACCAGCACUACCAAACGCAGGAAGUCGCCUUCACCUGCUCACUUGGAACCCGGCUGAAUCUCCCGUUUGUGAGGUCUCCACGCAACUGAAUAAGCUGCACCAGGCCGCCCCAUGUUUCAGUUGCUACGAUAUUCGAAAUGUCGUGAUACAUGUAUAUUCGCAGCGCACUACUCAUAAGGGAAAUACACUCGUUUGCAAGCGAAUUCACUUCUGCGAGAGGCUCCUCUGGAAUCCAGCUGAAUCUCCCUUUUGUGAUGUUCCUAGGCAACUGAGUGUGCUGCACCAGGCCGCCUCAUGUAGGCGCAGUCCCCGAGUUUCCCUCAACCUUAUGUUCUACUUGAACCUAAAUUGCACGCAAUUAGCGAAAUACACUCAUUUGCAAAUAAAUCGAGUUUUGCGAGAGACGGAUUCACUUAGAAACACCAUAAAUGAGAGAUGCAGUUGGGUUCCAGCUGAGUCUCCCACAAAAACAAAUUUGUUUGCAACUGAGUGUAUUUCGAGAAGAGACGCCUGCAAGCGAGCUCGGCGAACAGAUCAACAGCCACCUGAGUUAAAACAAGUUUGCACACUCAGCGUAUCAAAACUGACAACAAGAUCGCCGGGUGGUAGCCAUAUCUUGCAGCGUCUCCAACCAGGCACAGUGAGGAUCACGCGGUCCCCAUCCUGGAAAUCGGGUGGCACCGACAACACUCAAACGUUUCGUGAUUUCUUUUAUCUAUCCCAGCCAGGUCAAGGGUUCUCCACCCCUCUGGUUCCGCCACUCGGAGUUGAGCAUGGAAAACAGCACUCUCUUCGACAAACGACGGUUAGGCAUACGCAACACAUGUCUCAACCAACGCAGCUUCUGGUGCUGGACACGUUCUUUAAUGGAGACACUCGUUGCACAAGCGAAACUCGCUUUCUAAUUGCCUCGUUGCGGAUACGCCGAGACCAACCCACACGACACAGCUAUAUAAGGGGUUUCAUUCAUCUCAUGAAAUUAUUCUUCUUCUGUGCUACUCAUAAAGUGAUGAUAGCAUGGGGGUUUUUGGUAGUUCUAACUGAAAUUUCGUUCUGUAAAAGCAACUUGUCCAUGCUGAAAUGCUGA